AUGCAAUAUCAACGACGUUUUGGUCCGUAUUUAAUUAAUGUAUUGGUCGCGGGCAUUGAUCUAACAUCAAAAAAACCAUUUAUUGCUGCCUCUGACUCUGUUGGCGGUAUGUCAGAGUUCGAAGAUUUUGUAUCUGUAGCUUUUUGGCGUCCUGAUCUAACCGCUGAACAGUUAACUGAGGCGACUGCACAAGUAAUGCUUGGAGUCAUUGAGCGUGAUGCGGCAACUGGAUGGGGUGCUAUUGUUUAUACGGUCACACAGAAUGGAAUUACUUCUCACGCACUCAAAUGCCGACUUGAUUGA
Meloidogyne enterolobii is the source of this 303-nucleotide messenger RNA. The record is from the annotation of a GenBank genome assembly. Lineage: Eukaryota; Metazoa; Nematoda; Chromadorea; Rhabditida; Meloidogynidae.